Carassius carassius (crucian carp) is the source of this 2497-nucleotide messenger RNA. RefSeq names its product mucolipin TRP cation channel 1b (gene mcoln1b). The coding region runs from base 178 to 1884 and encodes 568 amino acids. Gene Ontology annotation, molecular function: NAADP-sensitive calcium-release channel activity. The record is from RefSeq and is a predicted model, not a curated record. The transcript is spliced from 13 exons. Lineage: Eukaryota; Metazoa; Chordata; Actinopteri; Cypriniformes; Cyprinidae. Gene Ontology annotation, cellular component: lysosomal membrane; plasma membrane.
UUAUUUUGACAGCUCUCGCGGUCAGAGCGUCUGAUGAUGUUUGUGUUGUUUUCUGCUCGUGCUCAGACUGCAGCGAUGCGCUUCAUCCGAGUCUGUUUUUACUCCCUAAACCCAUCAAUCACAACAAUAUCGUGAUUUAUCCACCAAUAUCUGUCUUUGCUCAUCGAUGGUCUUAAAAUGGCGAGCUCUUCCUCCAGACCUUCAGCUCAAGGAGGCACAGAGACGGACCGUCUGCUGACCCCUGUGACGGGAUACGGCUCCGGCGAUCUGAACGGUGGGCGUCCCGUACUGGACAUGAGCGCCCCGGGGUCACAGCCGCGGGUCGAGGAAGAGGAGGAGGCCCUGAGGAGGAAGCUGAAGUACUUCUUCAUGAGCCCGUGUGAUAAAUACCAGGCCAAAGGCCGCAAACCCUUCAAACUGGCCCUUCAGCUGCUCAAGAUCAUCAUAGUCACUGUACAGCUGGUGCUGUUCGGUCUCAGUAAUCAGAUGGUGGUGGCGUUUAAGGAGGAGAACACAGACUCCUUCAGGCAUCUGUUCCUCAGAGACUAUGUGGAUGAUCCGGCCGAGCCGCUGUGUGUCCACACACAGAGAGACGUCUAUGAUCACAUUCAGUACGCCAUCGAGCAGUAUCUGGUUCUGCCGCAGACGUCGGUCGGCAGGUACGCAUACGUUCGAGGUUCGGCUGAGAACGACAGCGCCCUCUAUCUGUGCCAGCGCUACUACAGGAAGGGCACCAUCGACCCGGUUAACGACACGUUUGACAUCGACCCUCAUGUCGUCACCGACUGUAUCGGAGUAAAUCCACCACUGGACCCCUUCAAUCCACCGCUAGACCACUACAAGAACAUCACCCUCAAUUUCCAAAAGUUGAUUAAUGUGACUAUCCAGUUUCAGCUGAAGGCGAUAAACAUCCAGACGAUUAUCAAUAAUGAGAUUCCCGACUGCUACACCUUCUCCAUCACCAUCCUGUUUGAUAAUAAGGCUCACAGUGGUAAAGUCAAGCUGAGUUUGCUCAACGAGGCGUCCAUUAAAGAGUGCAGAGACACCAAUGUGUCGGGACACGCGGACAGUUACGCGCGCGUGGCCUUCGAUGUGCUGGUGGCGGUGGUCUGCGGUCUGUCUCUGGUGUUGUGUGGACGCUCCAUCCUCAGAGGAAUCGUCCUGCAGAACGAGUUUGUGUGUUAUUUCCGUCAGUCUCUGGGCCGCUCGGUGAGUUGGGGCGACCGUCUGGAGUUCAUCAACGGCUGGUAUCUGCUGCUCAUCAUCAGCGACGUUCUCACCAUCAUCGCCUCCUUCAUCAAGAUCGCCAUCGAGACCAAGAACCUGUCGUCGUAUGACGUCUGCAGUAUUUUGAUGGGAACCUCCACCCUGCUGGUGUGGGUCGGCGUUUUACGAUACUUCAGCUUCUUUCAGAAAUACAACAUUCUGAUCGUGACUCUUCGAGCUGCGUUUCCAAGCGUGAUCCGGUUCUGCUGCUGCGCUGCUGCUAUUUACUUGGGCUACUGCUUCUGUGGCUGGAUCGUCCUGGGACCCUACCACGUUAAAUUCCGCUCUCUCUCUACGGUGUCCGAGUGUCUGUUUUCUCUCAUUAACGGAGACGACAUGUUUGCCACGUUCUCGGAGCUGGAGCAGAGCGGGAUGCUGGUGUGGGUGUUCAGUCAGAUCUAUCUCUACACCUUCAUCUCGCUCUUCAUCUACAUGGUGCUGUCGCUCUUCAUCGCACUCAUCACCGGAGCCUACGACACCAUCACCCAUCAAGCCCAUGAGGUUCCUCACGUGUGUGAACUGCACCGGUUCAUCGCCGAAUGCACCGACACGCCGACCUCCGGAAACUUCCACAGCCCAGAGCCGUCCACAUGCUCGCUCCUCUGCUGCUUCAACUAGAGAGACUGUGCUUGUGAAGGGGAUUCUGGGUAACAUUCAUUACUCGUCUCGCACACACAGGAAAGGAGGAAAACGCUCUUCUUUGUUUGUUUCCAGGUUGUGGCUGCACUCAUAGAGCAUCUCAGCAUGCAGCUUUUAAUUAAUGAGCUGAAUGUGUUUUUGUGAGAGUCGCCUGAUUGUUUUUAUUCGUUCACAGCUGUGUAUUUUAUGAUUUUAGGCUGUUUGUAAUUUUUAGAGAAUCUUUUUUUAAUACAGUUUAAUAUGUUAAGAUAUUAAUGCUUUGUCAGCAGAGGAGCGUUAUAUGGAUGAUAAUGUCAUUAUUUCUUCUCUAGUCAGUGCUUUGUUUCAGAUGUUUCUCCACACGAGCGAGUGUGUGUGUGUUUUACAGGAAGCAUAGCUUGCAGGUUUAUUUUGUCAUUAAUAUUAAUGUGGUUAGUCUAUCGUACCUGUCCCUGGUGCAUUUGCUCCUCUCAAACACACACACACACACACACUGAUGUUUGAGAAGCCUUGGGCAUCUUGAGAGCUCUUCUCUGCUCAUCAGGGAGGUACUCGACUGACACAGACAUGCUUUGAUUGUUGUCUGUGUUUUUGGUCGAUGGCUAGCUAAUAU